GAGAGAGAGAGAGAGAAGUGUCAGUAGGCCAUGUUUUCCACCAUCACUUGCCUUAAAUGAGAAAAUAUUGUUCAGCUCAACACUUUUCAAGGGAAACAUAGUAACCCUCUUCAUUUCAUUUUAUAUUUUCCCCCCGAUCUUCAUCUCUUUCCUUCGUUUGCUCCUUUGAAACUGUGCAAAGUUUUUCAAGAAUGUUACUUUGGUGGGAUUUCUUUGAUUUUAUUGAUGAAAAAAAUGGAGAAAGAAGAAAAAACAUUGACAAAGGAACAUGAUGUUGGAGAUGCUGCUUCAAGACAAGGAAGAGUUAUUGUCCCUAUUCAACAGGUUGAAGAUUCGGCAGGAAUAACCGAGGAAACGACGGAUGCUCGUAACUCGAAGCAAAGCGAUCUCUUUCUCGAGAUACCCUCGAGAACUCUGGAUGAUUCCUCUCAAGAGUCCGUCACAAUUAAGAUGCCUCAAACACCUAGUUUGACUCCCAGGAAAGUGAAUUUUCUCUUGACACCGAUUCCAUCUGAUGCACGGAUUAAUGGAUCCUCAGGUCCCUCGUCAUCAAAAGGCAAAACAUUGAAGAGUCUCUUACCGAAACUAAGCUUCAAGCACAGAACUAUAAGUUCAGAUAUUGAAAAGGCUGCGAACGUUGCUCCUGAAUCUUCUUGUACUUCUAUAAGAGAGAAGCCUUCCAUCUCAAGGACACUGUCACUUACAAAGAUAUUUAUUCCUAGGAUAAAUAGGACAUCAUCAUUGCCUGUAACUCAAACCGCACAUUAAAACCUGGAAUCCAUAAGCGGGGGAAGCCUAGGUGGCUCUGUAAGUUUC
Messenger RNA from Hibiscus syriacus, 816 nucleotides. RefSeq lists its product as uncharacterized. Lineage: Eukaryota; Viridiplantae; Streptophyta; Magnoliopsida; Malvales; Malvaceae. The transcript has 2 exons. The record is from RefSeq and is a predicted model, not a curated record. Bases 226 to 768 code for a protein of 180 amino acids.